CUUUGUGUUUUUGUUGCGGUCACGAGGAGAGCUGUCAUUAGCAUUCGAAGGGGUAAAUUCUAAGCUAAACCAGCAAACGACAGUUGUUAUUUUCUCACACAAGGCCACGAUGAAAUUCCUACGGAGACUGCCGCUCAGCCUGAAAACGUUAAAACAUCCGUUUUUGCUGCCUGUUUUACUGACUGUCUUGUUUGUCCAGAGCCGAGGCGACGACAGCAAUGUGUUGGAUAACGACGUUACUGAAAGAAUGGCUGAGGAAAGCCACCGACAGGACAGUGCCAACUUACUAAUUUUUAUCCUACUCUUGACUCUAACCAUUCUAACAAUUUGGCUUUUUAAACACCGGCGAUUUCGGUUCCUGCACGAGACAGGACUCGCCAUGAUCUACGGCCUGUUAGUGGGCGUGAUCCUACGAUAUGGCGUCCACGUGCCCGAGAGCAUCAGCAACGUGACCCUCAGCUGUGCCGUCAACGCCAGUCCCGCCACUUUACUGGUCAACGUCAGCGGACGAUUCUAUGAGUACACGCUGAAGGGAGAAAUCAGACAGGGCAGGGGCCACCAGAUGCAGGACGACGAGAUGCUCAGAAAGGUGACCUUUGAUCCAGAGGUGUUUUUCAACAUUUUGUUGCCUCCUAUAAUCUUCCAUGCAGGCUACAGUCUAAAAAGGAGACACUUUUUUAGAAACAUUGGCUCCAUCCUGGCUUAUGCAUUCAUUGGAACCGUCAUAUCCUGCUUUGUCAUUGGACUCAUCAUGUACGGCUUUGUGUCCUUCAUGAAAGUUGUGGGUCAGCUUGGGGGGGAUUUUUACUUCACUGACUGCCUCUUCUUUGGGGCCAUCGUCUCAGCGACAGACCCAGUGACGGUGUUGGCCAUCUUCAAUGAUCUAAAGGUUGACGUGGACUUGUACGCCCUGUUGUUUGGGGAGAGUGUUCUCAAUGAUGCCGUGGCCAUUGUCCUGUCCUCAUCCAUUGUGGCGUAUCAGCCUGCAGGAGACAACAGCCACAGCUUUGAGGCCAUGGCCAUGCUCAAGUCUUUCGGCGUCUUUCUCGGUGUCUUCAGUGGAUCUUUUGCUCUUGGAGUGUCCACUGGAGUCAUGACUGCAUUCGUGACGAAGUUCACCAAGCUGAGAGACUUCCCUUUGCUGGAGACGGCUCUCUUUUUCCUGAUGUCCUGGAGUACGUUUCUGCUGGCUGAGGCCUGCGGUUUCACAGGUGUUGUAGCGGUUCUGUUUUGUGGGAUCACUCAGGCUCAUUACACAUAUAACAAUCUGUCACCGGAAUCCCAAGAAAGAACUAAACAGCUUUUUGAGCUGCUCAACUUCCUGGCAGAGAACUUCAUCUUCUCCUACAUGGGCCUGACUCUCUUUUCCUUCCAGUCACACGUCUUCAAUCCGUUGUUCAUCAUCGGAGCUUUUGUGGCAGUGUUUGUGGGCAGAGCUGCAAACAUCUACCCCUUGUCCUUACUCCUCAACCUGGGCCGCAGAAACAAGAUAGGGUUGAACUUCCAGCAUGUCAUGAUGUUUGCAGGGCUACGCGGGGCCAUGACGUUUGCUCUGUCCAUCCGGGACACGGCCACCUACGCCCGUCAAAUGAUGUUUUCCACCACUCUGCUGAUUGUUUUCUUCACUGUGUGGAUCUGUGGAGGCGGCACCACGCCCAUGCUGUCUUUUAUGAGCAUACGAGUGGGGGUGGACUCUGAUCAAGAGCACACAAGCUCAGCCGCCGAGGAUGGGUCACUGAGGAGAUGCACUAAACAUGAGAGUGCCUGGCCCUUCAGGAUCUGGUAUAACUUUGACCACAACUAUCUGAAGCCCCUGCUGACCCACAGCGGCCCGCCGCUCACGGCCACACUGCCAGCGUGCUGUGGACCGCUGGCUCGAUGCCUCACCAGCCCACAGGCCUACGAGAAUGAAGGGCAGCUUCAUGAUGAUGAUUCAGACUUCAUCAUGAACGACGCCAGCGUAAGUUCCAUGUACGCUGACGUCACCGUGAGCACAGACGCCUCCGGCUCUCACACCGUCAACCACAAGCACUCCUUCUCCUCCGGUGGAGGCCGGUUCAACGAAGGUAUGGAUCAGGAGCUGGCCCUGACGGAUCAGGACGUGACGAUCCGCGGCACGCGGCUCGUCCUGCCAGUGGAGGACUCGGCUGAGCCGCCAAGCACAGUCACUCUCCCGCCGCCACCCUCCCCGCCGCACUCCGAGCCCCGCCGACACAGACUGUAGGAAGGGUUGUGUCCGCCGCUUCAGAAAUCCCAAACGAUCAACUCUGAUGGAAAAAGGUUUUGAUCAAGGUUUCUAUUUCAUAAUUUUAAGUCUGUUCUUUAUGGGACCAUUUUUAUUUGUCACUUUAAGUCUCAGCACUGGUGUCGGGCAUUGAGGGAUCUGUCACAAGUGUCUGCUGAAGCUGUGGGGCCUAAACUUAGCACGUCUCUAGCUAUAAUGGAGGAAACUCAGUUUGGGAUCAUCAGAGGUGGGGUUGGGUGGAUGAGGGGCGUGUCUUCAGCGGUGGAAGUAGCAUGCACUUCAGCGUCCCGACAGGUCUGAGCGCCUCAUCCACACGGCUGCAGCUCAUGUUAACACUGAAAUUAUUUAUUUUUAACGAUUGAUUAAGUUAUUUAUUUGUUGUGGUGAACAAAGGUACUACAACUUUUCUUUCGUGGUACUUUCACCGAAUGAAUGUUAUGGAGGAGACAGCUGUUUGUUUCCUUCUGAAACUGUAGCAGACGCUUGGACUUUGUCCUGUAGACCAGAGCUUCCCUGUGAAUGUGGGGGUUUUGUUUUAUCGGAUGUGAGAGGUCGACCUGGCCUGAUUUAAAUGGAGUUUAUAGGGCUAAAGUUUGUUUUUACCAUAGUUUGGUUCAACUUUCUUUAAAAACAACAACCAAACGAACAAAAAGGUGACUUUUUCUCUGUCUUUGUGAUGUUGGGUCAUCUAAAAUAGCGGAGUGUUUGCUGAACUGUCUGGAAUCCAAGUGCCUACUGAGGAACUCUGUUUAGUGUUAAAGAAGUGAACAUCUGUCCUGUUUUCCUCUGCUUGGUUGUAGUAAAGGGAGUUGGGUUAUUCCUUUUCAUUGAAACCGCAUAUUUUCAGUCUGAAUGGACAAUCAUUUACCCUCCUGUGGUUUAACAAGCAGUUCAUUGAUUUUUCUGAUUAAAAAUGUAAAAAAAAAUUCUAGAUAAAUCCACUGAAAGACACCCAAAAGAAAAUACAAAAACUAAUGGAUAAUAAGCAUUUUCUGAACACUACUACUUAUUAUUUUCAGUUUUGUAUUUUUGAAGAAAAGAUGCAGUAUAUGUAAAUAAGUGAAGAAUGGAUUUGUGAAAGGUACCAGGACAGAGGAGGACGUUUCAGACUUUUUACCUGAUGGUUUGUGCACUUUUACACUUCAUUUUAUCAGCUCUGACUGUUAAGUUUUUAUGUAAUGUCUCCUUUAUUAACAACAACAUCAUUUCUUUCUGUAUUUGCCUGAAGUGUAACACUACACUUUUAGGUUGUUCAUAUUGUUUUUUUUGAAAAUAGUUGGUCAUAUUUGUUGUUCAAAUGGAAAUGUUUCCACAAAUUGCUUCAGCAGGAAAUCUUUUCUGUCCAUUUUUAAACAAACUGGUCCAGCGAUGCACAUCUCUGUGUUCUGACGUCCAGUUCGAAGUUGAAGUGUACUUAAGAACAUAAACACACUUAUACAAACAGAAAAAAAAUGAUUACACACACACACACAGAAAAAGAUGUGAAAAUGUUUUGAUCAACUGUUUAAUGUUUCUGCCAUUUUUUUGUGAGCUGUUCACCGUCGUAGUUCCAGGUUUAUAAUUUGGACAGAAAUCAAGUCUCUUGUGGUUUUUCAAGUGUGUUACUGAAGUUGUGCCGUCAGUUUUAACCCUUUGGAAAAUGUGAUAAAAGGAAAUAAACUACCGUUCAAAAUUUUA
Messenger RNA from Oryzias latipes (Japanese medaka), 3922 nucleotides. Its product is annotated as sodium/hydrogen exchanger 6. Gene Ontology annotation, biological process: regulation of intracellular pH; proton transmembrane transport; potassium ion transmembrane transport. Gene Ontology annotation, molecular function: sodium:proton antiporter activity; potassium:proton antiporter activity. The record is from RefSeq and is a predicted model, not a curated record. NCBI's taxonomy places the organism in Eukaryota, Metazoa, Chordata, Actinopteri, Beloniformes, Adrianichthyidae. Gene Ontology annotation, cellular component: recycling endosome; plasma membrane.